AUGUCGCCCAGAGCUGACGCGGAUUUUUCUUCUCUUCCCCAGCACAACGCGCAACACCACUACUCGGGGCCCACUUGGCCGGCGUCUCGCACUGGGCCUCGCUCUCCGCUGCUGUUUCGGCCGGCGUCAACGAGGGCGCGUCGUGAUGUCAUGCUCGUCAAAGGCGGUACUUCUCUGGCUUGGGCCCGGCGUCGCGGCUGGGUUCCAGUUUGGGGGUGA
Molecule: messenger RNA, 219 nt
Organism: Bipolaris zeicola 26-R-13
Lineage: Eukaryota; Fungi; Ascomycota; Dothideomycetes; Pleosporales; Pleosporaceae
Exons: 1
Coding region: 1-219 (72 amino acids)
Source: RefSeq, a predicted model, not a curated record